GGUAGACAAAUACCUUCUAAAGGCCUACAUAUCGGAAUUUUCCAUGAACCAUUUGGUCGUACCAUCUGAGGGAGAGGUAAAUGAAGAGAUGAAUGAGUCAGUGGAAGCUGACCUGGAGCACUCGGAGGUAGAAGAGGAACAACAGUAUGUGAUUUGCUACUCAAGGCACAGAAACAGCUGCCAAGGGAUACUGUCUGGGGAGGAAGAGGUGCUAGCUCGAUCAGCCAGCACUGAGAGCGGCUUCCACAAUCACAUGGAUGCCGCAGAAGGCGAUGUUAUAGCUACAGCAGAGGAUGGCUAUGAUGUAGAUAGAGCUCAGGAGAAUGAGGAUGAGAGUACAUAUGCAGUGCAGUACAGGCCUGAAUCUGAGGAGUACAUAGAAAAUGCUGAGGCAGAGCAUACUGAGGCCAUUCAUAAUCAAACGCUGCCUGAUCACGUACGUUUCCAUUCAAUCGAACAUGAGGAAGCCAUGAAUGCAGCAUACUCGGGUUAUGUCUAUGCUCACCAGCCCUUCCACCAAGGAGAGGAUGAGCGGUAUGCCGAGCCCUAUGCUGACUAUAGGCUGCAGGAGCAUGUGUAUGAGGAGAUAGGGGAUGUGCCAGACCUUAAUGUCAGGGAGGGGCUUCAGCUCUAUGAGCGGGAAAGGGAGGAAGCUGACAACUAUCGAACGGAAGCUCUUGGUGCCCGCCUUCAUCAUUAUGAUGAGCGAUCUGAUGGAGAGUCUGACAGCCCUGAGAAGGAGGCAGAGUUUGCGCCAUAUCCAAGAAUGGACAGCUACGAACAAGAGGAAGAUAUUGAUCACAUUGUGGCAGAGGUGAAACAGAGCAUGAGCUCUCAGAGCUUGGACAAGGCUGCUGAAGAUAUGCCAGAGGCAGAACAGAGUUUGGAGCACGCUCAUGCCCUCCCUGGCAGGGGACACAAAAGCAAUGGUCAACUGUUAGCUAGUUCUAGAGCCACAGCCAACUCAGGAGAGUUGAUACAGAGGUACAGCAAGGAAAAAAGGGAUGCGAUAUCACUGGCCAUCAAAGAUAUUAAAGAGGCUAUUGAGGAAGUGAAGACAAGGACUGUUCGUUCUCCUUAUACCCCUGAUGAACCAAAAGAACCUAUUUGGGUGAUGAGGCAGGACAUUAGCCCAACCAGGGACUGUGAUGAUCAGAGGCCGAUAGAUGGAGGUUCUCUAUCUCCUGAUUCCUCUUCACCCUGGGGUGCUGAAUCAAGUAGGCAACAUCAUCAGGAUGUCUGCAGUACAGCAGAGCCCUCCACUAAUAAAGAGUUCAGAAAAAGCUUGGCUUCAUUCCCAACAUAUGUCGAAGUUCCUGGACCUUGUGAUCCUGAAGACUUAAUUGAUGGAAUCAUUUUUGCUGCCAAUUACCUUGGCUCCACUCAACUCCUUUCUGACAAAACUCCCUCCAAGAACGUGAGAAUGAUGCAGGCACAAGAGGCUGUCAGCAGAAUCAAGGUCAUUGUGAACUGGAAACUGGCUGACCUGAGUGAUUGGCACCUGCAGGAGUUUGCUCUUGUGGUUUGUUGA
Struthio camelus australis is the source of this 1531-nucleotide messenger RNA. The record is from RefSeq and is a predicted model, not a curated record. Lineage: Eukaryota; Metazoa; Chordata; Aves; Struthioniformes; Struthionidae.